GAGCCAAUGAGCUUGAUCCAGCCGGCGGCUUCUCUGCUCCUCACUUCCUCACUUCUCCUGCAAAACCAACAUCCCUGUCCGGGAUUGCUCCACUCCUCACUCACCACCCACUCCAGUGUCGCCUCCUCCCCCCCUUCACCCUCCUCUCUUGCCCCCAUCGUCUCCCCUUCCAUGCGCGAGUCCUCCUCCUCCUCCUCCUCCCCAACACAAACGGCGGCGUGCUCCUGGUGCCAUGUUGGAUGUGAGCAAGUGGCCCCUGUUUUCGCUGCUGACUCCCGAAGAGCUGCUGACGGUCAGGCAGGCCUGCGUGUUUGGCUCCUCUGCAAACGAAGCCAUCUUCAUCACGCAUCAGAAUGAGGUGUUUGUGAUUGGACUGAAUUGCAGCAGCUGCCUCGGCACAGGAGACGGCCUGAGCACUCUCGUGCCAAAGAAAGUGGAUUUCUUACAGGGAAAGAAGGUGGUCAGCCUGAGCUACGGCAGUGGGCCCCACGUCCUGCUGGCUACAGAGGCUGGCCAGCUCUUUGCUUGGGGACACAAUUUCUACGGUCAGCUGGGAAACGUGACGAACAACCAGGGCCUCUCCCCUCAGCUGAUCACCUCCAACCUGCAGAGCAAGAAAGUAACAGAGGUGGCGUGUGGCUCACAUCACUCUAUGGCACGGACUGCGGAUGGGCAGGUCUUCGCGUGGGGUUACAAUAACUGUGGUCAGGUCGGAACAGGAUCCACAGCCAACCAGCCGCACCCCAGGAAAGUCGGCGGCGCUCUGCAGGGCAAGACGGCCGCCGGCAUCGCGUGUGGACAGAGCUCCUCCUAUGCUCUGCUUGACAGUGGGAAGAUUUAUAGCUGGGGCUCCAAUGGAAAUGGCCAACUGGGGAUUGGUAACACUGCAACCCAGCUGAAACCUGCCCACCUUGAUGCUCGCCGAGGAUUGUGUUUUCAGCAGAUCGUGGCGGGCCACGGACACUGCCUGGCCCUCACGGACACGGGGGUGCUGUACGCCUGGGGAGGAAACGCGCACGGCCAGCUGGGAACCGGCGACAAGAACGGCCAAGUCAGCCCCGUGCGCGUCAUGGCUGAGAAAGAGAGGAUUGUGCAGAUUGCAGCCUGUCAUUUAACUCACACCUCAGCUGCCAAGACGCUGAGCGGACAGGUGUACAUGUGGGGUCAGUGUCGGGGUCACUCCGUCGCCCUGCCGCACCUCACGCCCUACAGCGACGUCGACGACGUGUUCGCCUGCUUCGCCGUGCCACCGGUAACGUGGCGCCUCAUGUCUGACGAUUUCGAUGAUUCGAUGACGGUUGCGGAGGCCGUGAGGAACGAGUUCGACCGUCCAGAAACGGCCGACCUCAAGUUCAGCGUCGAUGGCAGAUUUAUUCAUGUUCACAAAGCUGUGCUGAAGAUCAGGAGCGAGCAUUUCCGCUCCAUGUUCGGCUCCCAGCGGACGGAGGACCAGCAGGACGUCGUGGAGAUCACCCAGUUCUCGUAUCCCGUCUACAAGGCCUUCCUGCGGUUCCUCUACACGGACUCUGUGGACCUUCCUCCCGAGGACGCCAUCAGUCUGCUGGUCCUCGCCUCGUGCUACUGUGAAAACCGCCUGAAACGCCUCUGCCAGCGGCUCAUCAAGGGCGGGGUCAGGGUGGAGAACGCCUUCACCCUGCUGUCUGCUGCCAUACGAUACAAGGCAAAGGACCUGGAAGAGUUCUGCUUCACGUUCUGUGUGAACCAUCUGACCGAGGUGACUCAGACCGAAGCCCUCUGGCGCCUCGACGGAGCCAUGCUGAAGGAGUUUGUGAGCAGAGCCAGCCGCUGCGGAGCGUUCAAGAACUGACCUCGCCGCCGCCGCCGCUUGCACAGUUCACGAACGAUUUUCUGACAUGGUAGGCGUGGCUGUGCAACAGGAGAAGGCACCUCUGAAAACGUCUGUUUUCCUGCUAACCCUCCAUAAAAGUCAAAACAGAUAGCACUUUGUUGAAAUGUUUCUUCGUACGGCACUACCAGCAUCACGGGGUGCUGAACUGGACUUGAAAUCCAAUGAUAUGCACUUUGCCUUUUCCUCUUUUGCUGCUGUACGUCUACUUGAAUUUUUAUAUUCACGGCCAGUGCUCGCACUCUUCUUUCAUCUUCUGGGAAAGUUUGUUUGGAAGAGCAGAGACCUGGAAAGAGUGUUACAGAAAGCCAUGCCAAGUGACCAAAGAAUUCACUUUGUGUCAAAUAUCCUACGUAACUGACUCACACCGUGACAUUUGCACAGCUUUUCUGAAACGUUCAUCUCUUCUGCGUUUGGGAAAUUAACAUUUAAACCUUGGGCGAUUUUGUUAUAUUGACGUUGUUUUCCUCAUGUUCCAUGAAUGGCACUUUAAGAAACUGCAGCUGUAAAUCUCUUUUCUUUUAAAAAUGAAGUAUUCAGUCAUUUGCAAGGUUUUGGAGAGCAGUAUAAAUUGAAAAUGAGUGCUGUGAAAGAGAAAAUUGCACAAAUGCAGCACACUGUUAAAAUAUGAGGACCUGUAUUUCUUCUGUUGUAAGAAGUUACCCUGACAUGUAGUUAGUUUAAAGUUUUCAUUUUAUUUCUUUAACAUGUCUCUUUAUCUAAUUUACUGAGAGCACGAAUUCUUUUUUUUUUUAACUGCAGAUAUAGAGAAAAUGCACUACAAAGAAACUACUAUGUACAGGAAUGAAAACAUGUAGACUGCUGCGUUUUCUUCUUCUUCUUUUUUUUUUUUAAGCAACACCUCCUUCAGCAAAACUAGGGAUCAGUUUCGGUUUCCUCUGCUCAGUUUCUAUUCCUUGAUGCACUCAGAUGGCCUUCAGUCGAAACUUGGGAAUGGAUUAUGUUUCAGUUCCAGCUAAUGCCUUGGUGCAAUGAAGUGCAGGUUUACACUUCUCUUGUUUUGCACUAUAAAGAAUCAUGCAAGCUUGAAAACUGAAAUAGUUUAGCUUUU
Salarias fasciatus (jewelled blenny) is the source of this 2939-nucleotide messenger RNA. RefSeq names its product regulator of chromosome condensation (RCC1) and BTB (POZ) domain containing protein 1 (gene rcbtb1). Gene Ontology annotation, molecular function: protein binding. The record is from RefSeq and is a predicted model, not a curated record. The coding region runs from base 233 to 1828 and encodes 531 amino acids. NCBI's taxonomy places the organism in Eukaryota, Metazoa, Chordata, Actinopteri, Blenniiformes, Blenniidae. The transcript has 13 exons.